AGCCCAUCAACACCCGAGGAACAUCUGUAAAUUACAUACAUUAUACAAAAUUGUAUGUUACAUAAAUACUAAUUAUAAAAUUUUUAUGCUGUUUAUAAAAAUAGUAUAAACUGUAAAACCAAACUUCGUCGCAUAAGAAGUUCAUAAUACAAAUUUCCACGUAAACAAUUAUAUCCUGCGCUAUUUUCACAUUCUCGUUGAAAUACUUAUACAAAUUCCUGUACUUUGGCAAACUACACGCAUGCUAUCACUCUAUAAAGUUACUCUUAACUGUAGCUCAUACUUUCUCUAAUAAAAGCUUCCUUCCGGGCAACGCUGUAUUACAUCACACUUUAUUGCCCCCAUAAAUCUAAUUUGCAACGCUGUUUCUUUUUUUUUCUUUUUCUUUUUUGUCAAGAACGACGACACGAAGCCUCGAUAAAACCGUGCACAUAUUUUGUUUCAGAAAUGACGAAUCUCUUUGUUCGUGCUGCUGGUCGACGGUGCUGGCAGUAACCAGGGGUUGGCGGAGGGCAUUGUUUUAUCUACCACUGUCCUGUACUUUGGCAUGGAAGCCGCACAGCCUUUUGUUGUCCUACGUCGCGGCCGGACUUUUGGCAGUGCUAUCCUUACUGCAUAUUGCGACCAGCGCUUUGAACGGCCGUGGCCCCUGCCAGAUGAGCAAUGCCACGGAUUCGGUUGGCGAGAGCCUCCUGAACACCAGGCCUGAGAAUUACGAUCGUUUCGAAGAAGUUCUGGUAAGUGAACUUCGAGUUAGGUAAAAAUGUUCUCACUCCUUCCUCUCCUCUCCCCCUCCCCCUCCUCCCUCCCUUCAUCAGAGGAUUAACGUUGAAAAUCCUGGAAAACCGUGGAAAUGUAAUUUAAAUAUCUGUAUUGUGUUGGACGCGGAUAAUUCUGGCAAUGUAAAUUUGGUAAAUUUCGUACGAAUGGCACGUUUCUAUUCGACGUAAUGAAAAUGCGGUGCACUUGAAUGAGACUGAAUACAAAAUUUGGUACAAAUUUUCAAAUAAACGAAAAGGAACUGUAUUUUCGAGAUUGAGAUGAAAUGCAAAGCACUUGAGCCAUUUCAAUGAGAAUGAAGAUGAAGCAAAUUUUAAAUAAGCAAGAAGAAACUGUAUCUUCGAGAUUGAAAUGGAUUUCUUUUAUUAUGAUAAUUACUUUAUUUAUUAUUGAUGAACAAAAGUGCUUAUUUUAUUUACUAUUUAAUAUUAAUUGCUUAGUUCUUAAGAAAGACAAACGAGCCUGUCGUUGAAGUACGUGCUCUUGUGAUUGUCCAUUUUACCAUUUUACAUUUUUAUGUUGAUAUAGUUACAAUAGAGAAGUAUUCGUACUUUUUCGAAUUUACUUGAAAUAAAUCUUUCUUACGUAACUUAUAUAAUUUUUUACGGUAUGUAGAAUAGAAAAAUUUAUUUUAUUAAUUUGUAGAAUUAUAUUCUAUCGAAAAGAAAAAAAAAUCAUUUGUAUAUAUAUUACGUAAAACAAAGGAAUAAA
Heterotrigona itama is the source of this 1491-nucleotide messenger RNA. NCBI's taxonomy places the organism in Eukaryota, Metazoa, Arthropoda, Insecta, Hymenoptera, Apidae. The record is from the annotation of a GenBank genome assembly.